AUGGGUCCGCCGACUACUCCUCCCAGCACACCGUCUUCGCCAAGUUCCGUUGAUACACAAGACGAGCCUGAAAUACCGGUUCGGAAGAUUACACUCGGAAACUGGACACACAAGGGCUCCUCCAAUCCGAUAGGAAGUAUAUCAACAGGUCAUCAAGUUGCACAUCGAAGCGCGCGAAUCAGUAUUGCGUUCCUCUCUAACAACUACAAUAUGUGUGUUGCUAACACUUAUCAAAGGAACGAAGAUCAUCAACAAUUACCCACAAGAGAAACUGUGGUUAAAGGUCCCACGCCAGCAACCAGACCUCAAAAGCCUGUGCACUCUAUCUCUGGGAACUUUCUACCCCACUUUACAGGUAGAACAGAAGAACUUCGCCACAUAAGUACUAUGCUUCAAGAUGGCAGUGGCAGAACUCCAUCGUACUGUGUCAUGUGGGGUAUGGCAGGAGUGGGCAAGACUGCGCUUGUUCACGAAUACCUGGAUAGAGUGCACAAGCACAUCAGUAUUAUAUGGCUCAAGGUAUCUACUGAGGUUGCUCUUGACCAAUCUAUCCUGAGCGCUUUGGAGAAAUGUUAUCCUCAAGAUGGAGACGGACAUCGGCAUUCGGAUGCAAGACAAAGACGAUUGAAGUUGAAAGGUUGGCUAGAAUAUGACUCUCUCCAAGAGAAUCAAGAUUGGAUUCUUGUAUUGGAUGAUGUCCAUGAUAAGACAUGUUCAAUUGUGCAAGAAGACAUUGUCCCUACCAGAGGUUCGACUUGCAAAGUCAUCGCUACUACAAGAUCUAGGUUGAUAGCUGAGGAUAUUCUUCUUCUUGUUUCUCUGGAGACCUAUCGUUGCUGGGAGAUCAAGGUUCUGGAUACAGAAAGUGCCACUAAGAUGUUUACAAGAAUAUGGAAGUUCGAUCGUAGGGAGACGGAAAAGAGCAAAUUACUUAACGAGAUGGAGAAGAGCAAGAUUGCAGAUAUCCUCAACGCCAUUGGCAACCUACCCCUCGCGGUCGAGAUGGCGGCAAAGUACGCCAAGAUCAAUGGCCUGAUUUCGGCCUGGGAAGCAAGGAGCAAAGCGCUCACUUGGAAGAUAGACAUUCCUCAUUACAGAGAUCACCCACGUUAUAAACAGACACCAGUCCUGGAGAAUGCAUUCGACUUCUUCUUUGAGCUAAAACAAAAUCCAAAAGCUGCAGAAGCCGUUCUUGUUGAUGAUCUAUCCUUUUAUAACCCAACCAGCAUCAGUGUAAGAUUGUUUGAAAAGCCAGUUGAAGUCUUGCAAAGUCUCAGACAAACUUCAGUAACCUCAUACCUCCCAUCAUUUUUGCUGUGGCCCAAACCUGAGGUCGAUGAGAAGCACAUUGACCCUGAUACUGGGGUGAUUGACCUGAUAAUAAGGCUUGAGAGGCUGUCAUUUCUGACACAGCAAUCUAAUGGCAGAGAAAAAUCCUUAUCGAUUCACAAGCUGGUACAGGACUUGAGCAGAAAGAAACUUCGAGAGGAACUCAAUUCAACCAAGUAUACUUGGCAACGUCGCAGCAAACGCAUCGGCGCAGAGAUAGAAAGACUUCAUCAUGCAAUAGGACAUUCAGCCAGAGAAUUCGGGCCCAGCAAAGACUCCAUCCAAUACAAAGAGAUGUUGAGCCACAUCGCAUCCAUUCUCAAAUUUAUCGAAGACGUCGAUGAAGACAGCGAUAUAGUUGCCGAGAAAAUCUUUCAGCCGCUUAAACAAAAACUUCUGAAGAUGCAAGAAACAGUUGUACUUUGGUUGUGGGAAUGCGGCCAAUACGAUGAUGCAGCGGCUUCAGCAAGAGAAACCUUCCCGUUAAGCCAAAAGGUUUGGGGCCUCGGUCAUCCGGUAACAUUGAGGAGCCGCAACAUGCGUGACCUUCGCUAUCAAGGAUAUUAUGAGAUCGCCGAAGCCGAGCUCGGAAAUAUUCUGAAACUCAUGGAGAAGUCGCAAAAACAAGCCAAAACGCUCGAAGAUCAGUUGGAUUUCGUGGCUCGUAUUGACAAUUAUGCGGCUCUGCUUCGGGGCCAAGGGAGAUACACGGAAGCUUUCCGUCAGUGUCAAAAGGCACGGGACACACGACAACAAUUGCUUGGAACAAAGGACACCUUGAGAGAUCAUGACAAUUUUGCCCUUGUUUACCAGUGUCUUGGAAUGUACAACGAAGCCAGGAAACAUAGCUUUCAAGCGCUCCAAGAAAGAGAACAAAAUCUUCCAAUCGAGCAUAUUGAUACAUUAGCAUGCCUCCAUCAAUACGCGACAAUACUCCACUGCCAAGGGCUAUAUGAAGAUGCCGAAGGGGAGAUUGAACGGGCACUACAAGGGAGAUUGCGGCUGCUAGGCGACAAACACCCAGACACAUUGGCUAGCUACCAAGCAUACGCGUCUGUGCUCCAUGCUGAGGGAAAAUAUCAAAGUGCGGCCGAUUGUAUGCAGAAGACACUGGAAACAAGACGCAUGGUAUUAGGAGACAACCAUCCUGACACUUUAUCUACCCUAGAUCAUCUUGCCGUGAUACAUUUAUGCCAAGGGAAACAUGGUGUUGCCAAGAAAGAGGCUGAAAGUGUAUAUGAACGACGACGACAAGCACUGGGAGAGGACCAUCCAGAUACACUUACUAGCAUGAGAAAUUUGGCGUCAGUCUAUCGAUACCAAGGAUGCUACGUGGAAGCAGAGAGGCUGUACACGGAAGUACGUAGGAGGAAGCACAAGACAUUAAAAAACACCGAAUUGGAACAUACCACACAUCCCGAAUCCAUCAAUUGUCUAAGUGACAAGGCCUGGAUCGACUUUAUGCACGGAAGAUAUGCACUUGCAGAGCGUGAAUACGAGGAUGCAAUGCAGAGGCAAGAAAUGAGCCUCGGAAGUAAGCAUCCACACACACUAGCGACUCUCAGCAAUCUCUCCUCGGCAUCUUCGAGACUUGGCAAGUACAAAGAGGCGAAAGCCGCUAUUGGCUCAGCUUUGUUGGCGCAAAGAGACGUUCUUGAGGCCAAUCAUCUCGACAUCUUGUCAAAUCUUCACAACUAUUCUGUAGUACUACGACUCCAAGGACUGUACGAAGAAGCUGAAUGCUUGGGCAAAAAUACCUUAGUCGCUAGGCAACAAAUACUGGGAAAUCAGCAUCCCGAUGUCCUAUCCAGUCUUGAUAACUACGCAUCUGCCCUCCAUUGUCUUGGUCACUACCCGGAAGCUGAAAUUUUUUGCAAGCAAGCACUUCAUGAGAGGCAGACGAUGUUCGGCGAUGAUUAUCCAGAUACGCUGUGCAGCAUUGACACUUAUUCGUUAAUCCUCCAAAGCCAGCACAAAGAUAAAGAAGCAGCAAUUCAGAUCAGAAUCGCGUCGAAUUAUCGACGAGAGAGACUGGCGGAUAAUCACCCCGAUCGGCUUUUGAGUCGGUAUAACUACGUUUGGGUCCUUCAGUUAGAGGGACAGCACGCCAGCGCUCAAAUCGUCAGUAAAGAUGUAUUGGGAAAACGACGAAAAGCAAUGAUUCCUCCAGAUAUACUGUCUAGCGCCGAGCAGACGGGACGCAUUCUACUUCAAGCAGGAGAACUUGAGCAGGCCGAGGAGUUAUUGAGAGAAGCUUUUGAAGGCCGGAAAGAAUUGCUGGGCAAAGAGCACUCGGAUACCUUAACCAGUCUUGCAUACUACUGUCUUGCACUCGUUCAACUCAGAGGCUCGACUGAAGCCCAGAAUUUCCUCAACUCGGAACUCGCAACGGAAAAAGUUCUAGAUCUAGGCCAAACGCGAAUUGAUUCGUUGAGCGAUAUGAAGCAUAUAGCUCGAGCGUUAUCAACUCAUUUGAAAGGAACUCUUAAGCAGAUAAUGUUACCAUGGCAAGAAGCAGGGGAAUAUUCACAUACUGAUCAGAGGUAUAUAAUAGCUACUAAGAAGCUGCUAAGGUUAGGCAAGGCGUUAGAAGCUGAGAGAAAGCUUCAGUUUGUUUAUACACAUCCAGAUAAGCCCUCGCUUUUGGCUCUCGCUCUAUUGUUACAGGGAAAAGUAUAUAAGGAAUAUAGUCUUCUUAAGUUAGAGGACCUUUCUAAGAUAUCUAUAAGUAGAGACAUCGAUGCUAAUAUUAGUAGUUAA
Venustampulla echinocandica is the source of this 4089-nucleotide messenger RNA. Its product is annotated as p-loop containing nucleoside triphosphate hydrolase. Bases 1 to 4089 code for a protein of 1362 amino acids. Gene Ontology annotation, molecular function: ADP binding; protein binding. The record is from RefSeq and is a predicted model, not a curated record. The transcript is spliced from 3 exons. Lineage: Eukaryota; Fungi; Ascomycota; Leotiomycetes; Helotiales; Pleuroascaceae.